AUGGACCCAUUUGGCCUUUUCGCUGACUUCAUCGAAGAACUGAGUCAAACGAAUGCCGUCGAACAAUCUCGACCUACCGUUCCAGUUGGCGAACAAGAUCCACUCGCCAGCGGAUUGGCCUUGUCGACACGCACUUCAGAGAAAGGUGAUUGUGCCAUACAAUUGAUCAACCCCGUCAACGAAAACAUUCAAGCUUCUCAUACUCAGCAUUCUUCCACUGUGGCACCAUCACCAAACACCCACACACCAAUGUACAUGAAUCCCUCCUCGACUACUCGAACAUGGCUGGACAUGGACCCGAUAAGCCAUGGAACAUCUGACAUCACAUUCGAUUCUGGAUUCACCACUCUAUCACAGUAUCAGAAUAGUACCAUCCAACAGGACCCAAUGACAUUUACUUAUCAUCCAGCCUUGGACAAUUUACACCAGCAUUACCAUAGCGGCCAAACGCCUCCAUGGACUGCGUACCAGUCAUUUGCAUACAUGCCCCCUGAUCUGCACUAUCUGCAAGAUCACGGCCAACCACUCACCCAGUCACACCAGCCAAACCAGUUCUCAGGACACUUACCCGACGCUUCAGAACUAGUGUACGAUUAUCAGUGCCAGGACCCUUUAUGUAAUUGCCAAUACUUCCAUCCGCCAAUUCCCUACGCGACGAACAACGAGACAGCCAUGAGAUUCAAAGACGAAUGGACUACGCACGGACCCUUGUAUCAAUCCAGACCAACAGAAAGGCAUUGA
Messenger RNA from Plenodomus lingam JN3, 741 nucleotides. RefSeq lists its product as uncharacterized. The record is from RefSeq and is a predicted model, not a curated record. NCBI's taxonomy places the organism in Eukaryota, Fungi, Ascomycota, Dothideomycetes, Pleosporales, Leptosphaeriaceae.